Molecule: messenger RNA, 1458 nt
Organism: Hansenula ciferrii
Lineage: Eukaryota; Fungi; Ascomycota; Saccharomycetes; Phaffomycetales; Wickerhamomycetaceae
Product: DUF1479 domain-containing protein
Exons: 1
Coding region: 1-1458 (485 amino acids)
Source: RefSeq, a predicted model, not a curated record
AUGUCAACAGCUACUACAACUUCAACUCCAACUUUAACUUUAAGACCAGAUAAUUUGAAAAGAAUUGAUUUAUCAAAUUUUGAAGCUAGACCUGGUAAUGAUUUUUCUUCUGCUUUUACUGCUUUUGAUGAACCAUUAGAAGGUGAUCAAGCUGAUUAUUUACCUCAAAGAUUUGCUGAAUUGAAGCAAGAACUUGUUCAAAAUCCUGAAAAAGUUGUUGAAAGUUGGAAAAGAUUAAAAUUGGUAUUAGGUGAUAAAAUUAAAUUGAUUGAACAAGAAGGUUCAAAUAUUAUUCCAGAAAUUUCAUUUAAUGAAAUUCAAAAAUUAGAUCCUGCAAAAAGACAAAAUAUUUUGGAAAAAGGUUGUGUUAUUAUUCGUAAUGUUUUCCCAAAAGAAAAAGCACUUGAAUUUAAAAAAGAUGCUCAAGAAUAUAUCAAGUUGAAUCCUCAAACUAAAGGAUAUCCUGCAUCAGAUCCAAUUGUUUAUGAAUUAUAUUGGUCAAAGUCUCAAGUUAAUGCAAGAUCAGAUCCAAAAAUGAUGGAAACUAUGAAAUUUAUUAAUAAUUUAUGGCAUACAAAUGACCCAAAUGUUGAAGUUUCAUUAAAUCAUAAUUUAAGUUAUGCUGAUAGAUUUCGUAUUAGAAAUCCUGGUGAUGAUUCAUUUACAUUAGGUCCUCAUGCUGAUGGUGGAUGUAUUGAAAGAUGGGAAGAUGAAGAAUAUCGUAAAUGUUAUAAAGAUGUUUUCAAUGGUGAUUGGGAAAAUUAUGAUUCUUAUGAUGUUACUCAUAGAACUAAAGCAAAUAUGAAUAUUUAUCCUGUUGCUAAUGCAUGCAGUGUUUUCAGAUCAUUCCAAGGUUGGUUAUCAAUGUCCUCAGUUGGUCCAAGUGAAGGUACAAUUUUAUUAGCUCCUUUUAUUAAAGAAAUCACAAGUUAUUUCUUAUUAAAACCUUUUUUCGAUGAAUUUGAUGAAUUAGAUUUACAAUCAUCAAAAUUUCCAGGUUCUAAAUUAGGUAAAAAUCAAGAAUUCAAUGAAAAAUCUCAUCCAGAUUUAAAUUUAUCUAAAUUAAUGACUUCAAUUCCAAAAGUUCAACCAGGUGAUGCUGUUUUCUGGCAUUGUGAUUUAAUUCAUGCAGUUGAUCCAGUUCAUAAAGGUGAAUUAGAUUCUUCUGUUAUGUAUAUUCCAGCAGUUCCCCUAUGUGAUUUAAAUACAAAAUAUUUAAAAUUACAAAGAGAAGCAUUGUUAAAAGGUUUAACAGGUCCUGAUUUCCCUGGAUUUCCUACUAGUGAAGCUGAAACCAAUCAUCAAAAUAGAGCUGAUUCUAAAUUUGUUUAUCAAGUUGGCGGUUUACAAGCUUUACAAGAAUUAGGAUUAGAACCAAUCAAGUAUGAUGAGAAUGAUUCUCAAGGUGUUAAGGCAGUAAUUGACAAUUUUAAUAAAGAAUUGUUCUACAAGGUUUAA